Monoraphidium neglectum is the source of this 1248-nucleotide messenger RNA. RefSeq lists its product as hypothetical. The coding region runs from base 1 to 1248 and encodes 415 amino acids. Lineage: Eukaryota; Viridiplantae; Chlorophyta; Chlorophyceae; Sphaeropleales; Selenastraceae. The transcript is spliced from 3 exons. The record is from RefSeq and is a predicted model, not a curated record.
AUGGACCGCGCGGCACUGGCCGGCGCGGCGCCCCCGAGCGAGCUGCCAGACGAUGCAGCGCUCGCCUUCAUGCUGGCAGAGGCGCCGCCCGGCUCCGCCGCCGCAGCCGCAGCCGCCGCCGCAGCCGCGGCCGGCGACGGCGGCGCGCCGGGCGGCCAGCAGCAGCCGGUGGUGUCGGCGGUGGCGGCGGCAGCGGGUGCGGCAGCCGCAGGCGUCCGCGUAUGGGUGAAGGCAGAGCCUGACGGCUUGGCGCCGGGUGCGGCCACGCCGACCCAUGUGGCCCCUCCAACGGUGCCUGCCCCUGUGGCCAGCCUGCCUGCCGGCAGCAGUGGCUGCCCUCAGGCUGCUCAGCAGCAGCCUGGAGGCGGCCGCGGCUCUGGGCACGUCGAAGCUCCUGCUGCUGCUGUCCCUCCUGUGCGAGGAUCCGAGGCGUUAGGCAAGCGCAACAGCACAGAGCAGGUCAACUGGGGCGAGAGCCCCCUUGCCAUUUCGCUGCGCCUCCUGGCAGAGAACCAGGUCGCAGCGUCGCGUGGCCGGCCGCCGCCGGCGCCGGCGCCCGCUCACGGGACACCGACGCUCCAGCCCGCUGACACGCACAGCGGCGGCGGCAGCGGCGCCCUGCCCGCGACCCCCGCAUCCGGCUCCAAGCGCGCCGCGCCGCCCGGCGACCAGGAGCUGCCGCCCGCCGUGCGGGUCAAGGCUGACCCAGAGGCCACAGAUGGCGCGGGCACGGGCAUUGACGGCGGCCACGCCGGCGCCGCCACCGGCGCCAUCAAGCCGCCCCAGCCUGACCCUCUGCAGGAGGUGCCCGCGCAGUGUGCUGCUGUCGCAUCAGAGCUCCGCGCCGUGCUCUUCGACGGCGCCGCAGCGCCGUCUGGAGCCGGGCCCUCUGGCGCCUCGACAUCGAGCGGCGCGGGCGGUCAGCCUCCCAAAUCCCGCAUGGCUGGCCCCGAGAUGUCGCGGCUGUGGGACAAGGAGCUGCGGGAGCUGGAGGCGGGCAGCGCCGGCAUGCCGCGCGUCAUUAUUGGCGUCGUGGGGGACACGGGGUCAGGCAAGAGCAGCCUGCUCAACGCGCUCCUGGGAGAGGACAACAUACUGCCGACCAACGGCAUGCGUGCCUGCACAGCAAGCGUGAUUGAGGUGUCUUACGCGGCGACAGGCCGCUACGUGGCCGAGAUCGACUUUGUGUCGCGCGAGGAGUUUGACCAGCUGCUCACGCAGGCCCUGGAGGACCUCAAGGCACGAUGA